AUGUUGGUAAUUACAAUCGUGGCGACAUGGUUAUUAAUUGAUUAUUUCAUCACAUCCCCAAUUGAAGUUCCGGGAAUAUUCUCAAUACCUGGUGCACUCCCCAUUGUGGGUAAUCUUUAUCAAGUAUUAGACAACCCUGCUUUGGUUUAUAUGAAAUGGGCACAACAAUACAAUCAACAAAUAUUCCAGAUCAGACUAGGCAAUAAACGAAUUAUUGUGGUUAAUUCAUUUGCUGAUAUAGUAUCACUAUGGAUUCAGCAUUCAUGUCCUAAUAAUUCACGUCCAUUAAGUUAUAUCUUUCAUGGUAUUGUUUCUGCAACCCAGGGAUUUACAGUUGGUUCAACACCAGCUGGGCUAACUUACAAGAGAAAGAAGAAGGCUAUAUCACAACACUUGAAUAAACGUGCUGUUGAUAAUAUGCUGGGUACCAUAGAUUCAGAGAUAAAACAUAUGUUUCAGGCUAUAAUCAAUUAUAGGAAAAUAGGAACUCCGAGUAUUGACAUGGAUUUGAUGCCUUUUUUCCAAAUGUUUGCGCUAAGAAGUAGUGUUUUCAUGGCAUAUGGGAUUAAAUUGGAUUGUUAUGGGGUUGAUUCUGAAUUAUGUAAAGAAAUUAUUGAUGUUGAAAGCAAGAUCAUUCAAUUAAGAUCUCCAAUUUCUAAUUUACAAGAUUCAAUCUGGUUACUAAGAUACGUUCCAUUCUGGACUAAUACUAAAUUUGCAAGGAUGUGUGGAGAAAGAAGGAAUGUAUACAUGAAGAAACUAUUUGAUAGACUUUUGCAUGGAAUAGACCACGAUGAUGAAGACUCAAUCAAUAGUAUAGUUGGGACAAUGAUUCUCCGACAAUCUCCCGUGUUAACUGAAGCUGAAAUCCAUUCCAUAUGUCUAACAUUUGUCAGUGCUGGUCUAGACAAUACUCCCUUGAACUUGAACUAUCUAAUGGGCGUUCUUUCUCAACCAGCUUUUGGCUCGAGACUACAAAAUAAAGCACUUGGAGAAAUCCUUCAAAAAUCUAAUGGCAACCUUAUACUAGCAUGGGAACAACUGGGCCAAGAUUCAAUGGAUGUUCAAUAUGUACAGGCUCUAGUAUUGGAAACGCUUCGUCAUUUUACAGUGCUUCCGUUAAGUCUUCCUCGUGUUACUACUAAACCUAUAGUCCACGAAAAUGCUACAAUACCUCCAGGUACGCAUUUAUUUAUGAAUGCCUUCGCCGGGAAUCAUGAUCCUACCCAGUUCAACUUACCUUAUGAAUUUAUACCUGAACGUUGGAUUGAUUCUGAACUGGGAUUAGUUACACAAGGAAUUAAUCAUCAUUUUGCAUUUGGGGCUGGUUCUAGAAUGUGUUCAGGUUAUAAUUUGGCAUUUAAGGAACUCUACAUGGUUACUUGUCGAAUAAUGUUAUUAUUUGAAAUUGGACCACCUGAAUCAGGACAAUUAAUGGGGUUAAAUCCGUUUGAGAAUAAUCUGAAUCCUAGAGCCACUUCGUUCGAACCUUACCCACAUAAAGUCAGACUCAGUCUUCGUCAAUUGCCUAAUUGUAAUUCACUAUACCAAAAGAUUUUUAAUGAUUAA
This is a messenger RNA of Spathaspora passalidarum NRRL Y-27907, 1569 nucleotides long. RefSeq lists its product as uncharacterized. The record is from RefSeq and is a predicted model, not a curated record. NCBI's taxonomy places the organism in Eukaryota, Fungi, Ascomycota, Pichiomycetes, Serinales, Debaryomycetaceae. The transcript has a single exon. Gene Ontology annotation, molecular function: iron ion binding; heme binding; oxidoreductase activity, acting on paired donors, with incorporation or reduction of molecular oxygen. The coding region runs from base 1 to 1569 and encodes 522 amino acids.